AUCCCCGCACCAAGCGCUUAACCUCAUUGGGGUGGAGGAGAAGGCGGCGGCUGUCCGGUCCGCAGCCCCAACAGUUGUGAAUAAUAGAGCUAAUGGACUGCUGAACUAUGAAGGAUUUCAGACCUAGUCGUGGGUCAUCACUCCGCCGCUCUCGCCUUUAUCGCCUACUAGUUAUUUAAAUUGAACUUUUAAUAUCCGACCAGCUGCUCUUCAGACACACAUGGUGCAUUGCUGCCAUUCCCCGGAUUGCAUCUUUGAAACACACGCUCUUAGUAGCCUUCAGCGAACAAAGAGGCCACCUCCCGGUACAGCUACCGGGAGGGAGUCAUCCUGACCGCCCCCCAGCCUUGGCCGGAUCUGGAUUUGAAUCCUACCAUGGAGCCUCGAAUGGAGUCCUGCCUGGCCCAGGUGCUGCAGAAGGAUGUGGGGAAACGGCUGCAGGUUGGCCAGGAGCUCAUAGACUAUUUCUCGGACAAGCAGAAGUCUGCUGACCUUGAGCAUGACCAGACCAUGUUAGAUAAGCUUGUGGACGGACUCGCUACCUCUUGGGUGAACUCUAGCAAUUACAAGGUGGUUCUACUAGGCAUGGACAUCCUGUCUGCACUGGUGACAAGGCUGCAGGACCGGUUCAAGGCGCAAAUUGGCACAGUGUUGCCAAGUCUAAUAGACAGACUGGGAGAUGCUAAGGACUCCGUGAGGGAGCAAGACCAAGCCCUGCUGCUAAAGAUCAUGGACCAAGCUGCUAACCCCCAGUACGUGUGGGACAGGAUGCUCGGAGGUUUCAAACACAAGAACUUCCGCACGAGAGAGGGCAUCUGCCUCUGCCUUAUUGCAACACUCAAUGCCUCUGGGGCACAGACUCUAACACUAAGCAAGAUUGUGCCACAUAUAUGUAACUUACUGGGAGACCCCAACAGCCAGGUUAGAGAUGCAGCAAUAAACAGUCUGGUGGAGAUUUACAGACAUGUAGGCGAACGUGUGCGGGCAGACCUCAGUAAGAAAGGGUUGCCACAGUCCCGGUUGAAUGUCAUUUUUACAAAAUUUGAUGAAGUCCAAAAGUCUGGAACUAUGAUACAGUCUGCAAAUGAUAAGAAUUUUGACGAUGAGGAUUCUGUGGAUGGAAACAGGCCUUCUUCUGCCAGCUCCUCCUCAUCCAAGGCUCCAUCUAGUUCCCGAAGGAAUGUUAGCAUGGGGACCCGUCGGCUGGUGUCAUCCAGUCUUGGAUCUAAGUCUUCAGCUGCAAAAGAAGGUGCUGGCGCUGUGGAUGAAGAGGACUUCAUUAAAGCCUUUGAUGAUGUGCCCGUAGUGCAGAUUUACUCCAGCCGAGACCUCGAGGAAUCGAUAAACAAAAUCAGAGAAAUCCUGUCGGAUGACAAGCAUGACUGGGAACAGAGGGUCAAUGCUCUAAAAAAGAUGAGGUCGUUACUCUUGGCUGGGGCUGCCGAGUACGAUAACUUCUUUCAACACUUGCGUCUUCUGGAUGGAGCCUUCAAACUCUCUGCUAAGGACCUGCGGUCUCAGGUCGUGCGGGAAGCUUGCAUCACAUUGGGGCAUCUGUCGUCAGUUCUGGGAAACAAGUUUGAUCAUGGAGCUGAAGCCAUUAUGCCAACUAUCUUUAAUUUAAUCCCAAACAGUGCCAAAAUUAUGGCUACUUCUGGUGUUGUAGCUGUCAGGCUAAUCAUUCGGCACACGCACAUCCCUCGGCUAAUUCCUGUCAUAACAAGCAACUGUACCUCGAAGUCUGUCGCAGUUAGAAGGCGCUGUUUUGAAUUUUUAGAUUUGCUUUUACAAGAAUGGCAGACACAUUCACUGGAAAGGCACAUAUCAGUAUUAGCGGAAACGAUAAAGAAAGGAAUCCACGAUGCCGAUUCUGAAGCAAGAAUAGAAGCCAGAAAAUGCUACUGGGGUUUCCACAGUCACUUCAGCCGAGAAGCAGAGCACUUGUACCACACGCUGGAGUCCUCCUACCAGAAGGCCCUGCAGUCCCACCUGAAGAACUCGGACAGCAUCGUGUCUCUGCCUCAGUCAGACCGAUCCUCGUCCAGCUCUCAGGAGAGUCUCAACCGGCCCCUUUCUGCCAAGAGAAGUCCCACCGGCAGCACCACAUCCAGAGCCUCUACAGUUAGUACCAAAUCUGUGUCAACGACAGGAUCCCUCCAGCGAUCUCGAAGCGAUAUUGACGUGAACGCAGCAGCCAGUGCCAAAUCCAAAGUCUCCUCAUCCUCGGGCUCCACCGCCUUCAGCUCUGCAGCAGCGUUGCCUCCAGGGUCCUAUGCAUCUUUAGAGUCCAGACACGUGAGGGAAGACUUGGAGUACGUAGGCCUGGAUGCAGGUCGGAUCCGUACCAGACGGCAAAGCUCCGGGAGUGCCACCAAUGUCGCCUCCACACCCUCGGAUACUCGGGGCCGCAGUCGUGCCAAAGUGGUUUCACAGUCUCAGCGAUCCAGAUCUGCUAACCCCGCUGGUGCUGGCAGCCGGUCAAGUUCCCCAGGGAAGCUGUUGGGAAGCGGCUAUGGUGGACUUGCUGGGGGUUCCUCAAGAGGCCCACCUGUAACACUGUCUUCAGAAAAACGAAGCAAGAUCCCCAGGAGUCAGGGAUGUAGCCGAGAAACAAGUCCUAACCGGAUUGGAUUAGCACGGAGCAGCCGUAUCCCCCGACCCAGCAUGAGUCAGGGGUGCAGCCGCGAUACCAGCCGUGAGAGCAGCCGCGAUACAAGCCCUGCUCGGGGCUUCACUCCACUCGCCUCUCGACGUCAUUCCAGGUCCACUAGUGCUCUCUCCACUGCUGAAUCUGUUGGGCAGUCAGAUCGGUUUGGGCUGGGCCAGUCAGGAAGAAUCCCUGGUUCCGUGAAUGCCAUGCGAGUAUUGAGCACCAGCACAGACCUAGAAGCUGCCGUGGCUGAUGCGCUGCUGUUAGGAGACGCCAGGAGCAAGAAGAAGCCUGUGAGGAGGAGGUACGAGCCCUAUGGAAUGUACUCUGACGAUGAUGCCAACAGCGACGCCUCCAGCGUGUGCUCUGAGCGCUCGUAUGGCUCCAGGAAUGGUGGCAUUCCUCAUUAUCUGCGGCAGACUGAGGACGUAGCAGAAGUUCUCAACCACUGUGCUAGUUCCAACUGGUCCGAAAGGAAAGAGGGGCUCCUGGGCCUGCAGAACUUACUGAAGAGCCAAAGAACACUGAGUCGAGUAGAAUUGAAGAGAUUGUGUGAGAUUUUCACCCGAAUGUUCGCUGACCCUCACAGCAAGAGAGUUUUCAGUAUGUUUCUGGAGACCCUUGUGGAUUUUAUAAUCAUUCAUAAGGAUGACUUGCAAGACUGGCUUUUCGUCCUUCUCACACAAUUACUGAAGAAAAUGGGCGCAGACUUACUUGGAUCUGUGCAAGCAAAAGUUCAGAAGGCACUGGAUGUCACCAGGGAUUCUUUUCCAUUUGAUCAACAAUUCAACAUUUUAAUGAGAUUUAUUGUGGAUCAGACUCAAACUCCAAACCUCAAGGUCAAAGUCGCAAUCCUGAAAUACAUCGAGUCUCUGGCCAGGCAGAUGGAUCCCACAGAUUUUGUAAACUCCAGCGAAACAAGGCUUGCUGUUUCUAGAAUCAUAACGUGGACUACAGAACCAAAGAGUUCAGACGUGAGAAAGGCAGCACAGAUUGUGCUCAUCUCUCUGUUUGAAUUGAACACUCCUGAAUUUACCAUGUUACUUGGUGCCUUGCCAAAAACAUUCCAGGAUGGUGCCACCAAACUCCUGCAUAACCACCUCAAGAACUCCAGUAACACUGGUGUGGGAUCCCCAAGCAAUACAAUUGGCCGGACGCCUUCCCGACACCCCAGCAGCAGGACCAGCCCCCUGACCUCACCCACCAAUUGUUCCCAUGGGGGACUAUCUCCAAGUCGGUUGUGGGGUUGGAGUGCCGAUGGGCUAUCGAAGCCCCCACCUCCCUUUUCUCAGCCUAACUCCAUUCCCACCGCUCCCUCCCACAAGACUCUCAGGCGCUCUUACUCUCCCAGCAUGCUGGACUAUGAUACAGAAAACCUGAACUCUGAAGAAAUCUACAGCUCUUUGCGUGGAGUUACAGAAGCCAUCGAAAAGUUCAGCUUCCGAAGCCAAGAGGACCUAAACGAGCCGAUUAAGCGAGAUGGCAAGAAGGACUGUGAUAUCGUGUCCCGAGAUGGGGGAGCAGCCUCACCUGCCACCGAGGGCCGGGGAGGUGGUGAGGUGGAAGGAGGCAGGAUGGCUUUGGACAACAAGACCUCCCUGCUCAACACACAGCCUCCACGUGCCUUCCCGGGGCCACGAGCACGGGAGUAUAACCCGUAUCCCUACUCGGACACCAUCAACACCUAUGACAAGACGGCGCUGAAGGAGGCGGUGUUUGACGAUGACAUGGAGCAGCUCCGAGACGUGCCCAUUGACCACUCGGACCUGGUGGCUGACUUGCUGAAAGAGCUAUCCAACCACAACGAGCGUGUGGAGGAGCGGAAGGGUGCGCUGCUGGAGCUGCUCAAGAUCACCAGGGAGGACAGCCUGGGCGUGUGGGAGGAGCACUUUAAGACCAUCCUGCUGCUGCUGCUGGAAACUCUAGGGGACAAGGACCAUUCCAUUCGAGCUCUGGCACUGAGAGUUUUACGGGAGAUUCUGAGAAACCAACCAGCAAGAUUCAAAAACUACGCAGAACUGACGAUCAUGAAGACCCUGGAAGCCCACAAAGACUCCCACAAAGAGGUGGUGAGGGCUGCCGAGGAGGCUGCAUCCACACUAGCCAGCUCCAUCCACCCUGAGCAGUGCAUCAAAGUGCUGUGUCCAAUCAUCCAGACGGCCGACUACCCCAUCAACCUGGCUGCCAUCAAGAUGCAGACAAAAGUGGUGGAGAGGAUCACCAAGGAGUCCUUGCUGCAGCUCCUUGUCGACAUCAUCCCAGGCCUGCUGCAGGGUUACGACAACACUGAGAGCAGUGUACGGAAGGCCAGCGUGUUUUGCUUAGUGGCAAUCUAUUCCGUAAUCGGAGAAGAUCUGAAACCUCACCUUGCACAGCUCACAGGGAGCAAGAUGAAGCUACUCAACCUUUAUAUCAAGAGGGCCCAGACCACCAACAGCAACAGCAGCUCCUCCUCCGAUGUGUCCACACACAGCUAGUGGCCGUGCCGGUCUGUGCAGACCCACAUGGUGGCGCCUCUGAGAAGCCCAUCAGCCGUCUAGUCCUUCAGGGGGCCGCACAUAAUUUAUUACAAUCAGUAUUUUGGUCCCUUCCAGCUUUUGUGUAGAUUUCGCUGGUAUUGAAUGUAACGGGAGCGAGGCCUGUUAUGCAAUCUCCCUAGAAACAAAAGGACUGAGAACAGAGCCACACUCACACGUGUCUUGCACCGCCUGCUGACAUCACCAAACCAUGGAGGACACAGUUCUUAGAACCCAGAGCUCUCCAGCCCGUGCUUGGUACACAGUAGCGUAUUUUUUUCAGCCCACACAGACCUGGGGUGGUUUGGGGUGUUGCUGUGUUCUUUAUGCCUAUGUUCCUAGAGCGUGGUCAGAUGGGACAAGACCCCCCCAUCUGUGGUCCACCUGACCCCGAGAGAGGCUGUGUGUGUCUUUAGGUUUUGUCUUAAGAGAACUUGUCAGAGUGGGACUGCAGUCUGGGCACAGAGAGGACAACAGCCUGGAGCUGGCCUCGUGACAAACAAGUCUGCCUUUGGGGACAGAAUCAGUAAUGCCACCAACAUUUUCAUGGUUGCAUUAAAUACAAGGUGACUGCAGAUGGCAAGAUUCCUGCCCAGGGAAUCACUGGCCUAACCUCUUGAAGGUCUUUUGACCCAGCAACUAAUGUAGAGUCUGGCUAAAUAUAUUUUGAUUAAAAUCCUUAAGCCAAAUAACAAUUCUUAAUGCAAUCAUGCAAACUUUUUUAGGCUGGUCUUGGAUUUGGUAUCCUCCAGCCUCUAGCCUCCCAAAUACUGGGUUUAUAGACAUGGGCCACAUGCCCAGCAAAAGAUUCUUUGGGGGUGUUAAUUCUAGCAGAGCGUGCGCCCCUCCAGUGCAGAGCCCACUUCAGCUACCAGAGAUGAAAGGAGAGGUUGGGUACUUGAGUUCUCAGCCCUGAUUCCAGCCCUGCUCUCUGACCCGCCAAAUGACUUGGUUGGCCAUGGCGGUGCACACCUUUAAUCCCAGCACUUGGAAGGCAGAGGCAGGUGGAUUUCUGUGAAUUCUAGUCCAGCCUGGUCUAGAGUCAGUUCCAGGACAGCUGGGGCUAUAUAGACUGUCUCAAGAAACAAUCAAAAAAGAGGUAGGGAGGUUGAGAAAGACCUAUGCUGUAUUUAGAAAUACACUGAAAAUUAGGGCCGUGUGUGUGUGUGUGUGUGUGUGUGUGUGUGUGUGUGUAGUGGCUCACACAUGUAACUGCCCCCACUGCUGCUGUCCGGAGAACUCAGGGGUGCAUUUUAAGGAUUUACUAUUAUUGACUGGUCUGAAAUCAAAAUAUAGCCAGACCAGACCUUCGUUUUAGUUAAAAACAAAAAACAAACAAAAAAAAAAAUCCUGUCUGUUAAGAGUUUAUUAAUGAAAUUCCUCUCACCCUCCACCAGGGUCCCUGUGUUGUAGCCACUGCCUUGUAGAAUUGUGCAUCUCGGCCCGGUUACUUAGGAGUUCUCUUAUGUCUGAUGCAGUUAGAAGGGCUCUUCUCUGGAGUUCUCUGCCCCACAGAUGGUCUCCAUGUCCCCACCGUAACUGGACAGUUCCAGAAUAUUGCCUGAUUUCCUCACGGCACUCACGAAGGGCUAGCCUCCAAUGUCAUGUGCCCUCUUCCACCUGAGUAGAAAGAAUACAGUCAUUUCCCAGGUCUCUUGGGCUCAAUCUGAAGACUGCUGCCCGCAAUGCUGAGGAGACUCGCAUGCCGCCACCACCUCACGGAGGGCGAUAGCGCCACUCCAGAACCCUGACAGCUACUGCUGCCUUGCCUUGCCUCCACCUCCCCAAAGGACUCUGCUGGAAGCACCUAGACCCUGAAGGACUCUUGACUGCUCCCAGAACUGUGUUUGCCUCCCCAUCUAUCUUGACUAUCCAGGGCCUUGAAACCCCCUACCCUGUAUCCAGGGGGACUGCUCAUCUGACUUCCUGCUUCCUGGCAAGCUGCCCCUCCCUUACUGGACAGGCUCUCUCCAGGUGUGCUCGUGUGCUGUGCGGCCCUGGUGCCCACAGAUGGCCUGGGCCCGCCCGCCGUAUCUAUGGCUCACAAUAGCUUUUCACCACCUGUGCAGCUCACGCAGCAGGUUUGUCUCAGACAUCUUCUGUUUCUUUCUCUGCCACCCUUACGGAAACUCACACUUUAAAAGACAACAGAUUAGAACUUCGUAGACCCCCAACCAGGACUCUGCUAACAAUGUUUGGAAGAAAUAAAUGCUCUGAAAACAAUCAGCCACCAAAAUAGCUCACACGCAUGGUCCCUGCGCCCCCAGAUUGGGUGUUGUUUGUUUUGGGUUUUUGGGGGGCUUUUUCAUGUUACAUCCAUAAUCUGUAUUUAUAUCUUAUUUGUUUCACCUUCCAAGUGUAUCAUGGCAAAUGUACAGAUUUUUUGUUGUUGUUGUUAAUAAUGUGCUAGGAUUUGCUAAAAAAGAAAAUUAAAAAAAAAAAAAAAAGACCUCGAGUUUGCCCUGGAAUAUGCGACAAUCCAGUUAAAACUGUGUGUGUGGUGCUGUGAGAACCCUCGGGUGACCUGCAGUUUCUUGUCAGAUUGUCAUCAUCCUGCUGUGUUCA
Microtus oregoni (creeping vole) is the source of this 7731-nucleotide messenger RNA. It is a transcript of the gene Clasp1, whose product is annotated as cytoplasmic linker associated protein 1. Gene Ontology annotation, biological process: mitotic spindle assembly. The record is from RefSeq and is a predicted model, not a curated record. Lineage: Eukaryota; Metazoa; Chordata; Mammalia; Rodentia; Cricetidae. Gene Ontology annotation, molecular function: kinetochore binding; microtubule binding. Gene Ontology annotation, cellular component: microtubule organizing center; cytoplasmic microtubule; mitotic spindle. The coding region runs from base 376 to 5127 and encodes 1583 amino acids. The transcript has 43 exons.